GCCGCGGCGUGGUGGGAUGACAGCCUCGAGGAGCAUGUCGUCCAGAAGAUCAUUCAGGAUCUGCCUUCCGACGCCGCUGCGCGGCGGCGGCGGAAGCCCGAGCCGGAGGCGGUGUUUACAGAGGCUCUCCAGGAGCCUCAGGCAGUUCCUGCCGUGGCGUCGGAGCUUUCUGCCAAGUUCCAGGCCCGACUCUCAGCCUUCCGCCAGCAGCUGUCGUCUCUCGAGAGGCAGCUGUCGCCGGUGGACAGGCAUCGCGAACGGCUAGCUUUCAUGAUGGAAGAGGCCGCUGCCAUGCGUCGCUCGGCUCGAGGCCCAGCCAUGGCGGCCCCACGGCAUCAUCAGCGCUCUGGGGCAGGUGGAGGUCUGGCUUCAUCACGCAUGACGUCAGCAAGGAGCUCCAGCCCCCCGACUUCCCUCAAGCGCGAGAGCAUGGUCGUGGCAGCAUCCCGAUCCUUGUCCAUGACCCUUCCUGCGGGUGGUGCCUUGCUCUUCUGGACGACCUGUCUCUCAGAGGGUCUCCGGCAGACGUGGAAAAGCAGGCCUUCAGGUGGCGAUGCGUCUGCAGGGGGUCUUUCCGAGCUCGCCUUCCAAGAGAUCUUCUCAACCCAGUUGGCGCACGUGAAUCCGCCGGAGGUUGGUCGUCAUCGCACGGUGUCUUUCGUCGCCUACUACCCCGAGGUCUUUCGCGAUCUCCGCGCCCAUGGAUGGGGUGUCAUGGAUGAGGAUUUCCUGCACUCCAUCUGCAACGCCCCACUCACGAGCAACCAGGAUGAUGGCUUGGAGGCCAAGAGGCUGGUCUUCAGCAGCUGGGACAAGAAGUAUCUGGCGAAGACCGUCCUGCCGGAUGAGGUUCAUUUCUUCGCCGACCACCUACCCGCAUACCAUCGUCACAUGCGAGGCUCACCUUCGUCGCUACUGCCACGCUUCUGUGGCCUGUACAGCCUGCAGUUUCCAAAGGAGCCGAAGCCCGCUUACCUGGUCGUACUUCAGAAUCCGUUCGCAGCAGGCGUGAAGAUGAAGGAGAAGUACGAAGUCAAGGGUGUGCUGACCUCGGACCGAUACGUCUCAAGGGAGGACCGUGAGAAGGGCGCGAGAUUGCUCAAGGACCGAAACCUGAUUCAGCGGAGCCGCCUUCGCCUGGGACGGGUGUCUCCUUUACUCCACCGACAGCUGCAGGAGGACGUCUCUUUUCUAGAAGCACGUGGUCGCGUCGAGUACUCCCUGCUUUUGGGCGUGGCUUCUUCCUCGGAGGCCGAGCAGGCGGCGGCCCUGACCGUCGGCCUCCGAACGGUGGCCGCUGACGACACAGAGGGUGACGAGGUUGUGUUCAUGGGCCUGGCGGAAAUCUUUCAGGAAUAUGCGAGUGGUCGGCCAGCCGCGAGGUCUACGGCUGGCGAAAUGGGCGCGGCACUGCCCAAGCCUGCUCACUACGCCAGGCGCUUCCUGCACUUUCUGGCGCAGCGGGUUCUGUGA
This is a messenger RNA of Symbiodinium sp. CCMP2456, 1473 nucleotides long. NCBI's taxonomy places the organism in Eukaryota, Dinophyceae, Suessiales, Symbiodiniaceae. The record is from the annotation of a GenBank genome assembly.